AUGGAAGUGGUGCCGAGGGAAUACGCCGAGUUACCCGAUGGCACGCCUUUUCUUCAAUACACACCCCGACCUUCACAUCUACUAUUCGCCAAGGAUUGUAGGAAGGCGUGCCAGCUUGGUUUGUGCGCUCUGGUUGGAGAUGGCGUUCACGAUCUCCAACCGAGCGCUACAAAUCAAACGGGCCAGCUCUACAUAAUCCACGGAGUGAUGCCAAACUCCGUGGAUUUCCGAUUACUAUUAUGCCAUAUGAAAACGGAACGGGUUUAUGACGUGAUCUAUGGAAAAUUGAAGGAUGCCAUUACAGAAGCUGGAGGAUCGGAGCGACUGAGAUUCUGCUGGACUAUGAGAAGGCCGCCAUUACUGCGGCUAAGAGGAAUUUGUGGAACAAAUGGAACGUCAAGGAGCUGUGCACCACUAACGUCGCGGACGGCAUUCAACAGAGCUCUGUGCAAUUUCGGAGACAAGUUUGUCUAUCCUGUUCUGCCGGCUUUCGCUAAACCAGUGUGGAAUCACCCUGCUGGGCCCAAGACCGUCUUCUUCUGGGCUCCAACUAUCAAAUGGGGACUUGUUAUAGCUGGUAUCGCGGAUCUCGCUCGUCCGGCGGAGAAGCUCUCUGUUUAU
Molecule: messenger RNA, 621 nt
Organism: Ostertagia ostertagi
Lineage: Eukaryota; Metazoa; Nematoda; Chromadorea; Rhabditida; Trichostrongylidae
Source: the annotation of a GenBank genome assembly